Molecule: messenger RNA, 1581 nt
Organism: Cladocopium goreaui
Lineage: Eukaryota; Dinophyceae; Suessiales; Symbiodiniaceae
Source: the annotation of a GenBank genome assembly
AUGUGGCAGGAUGAAUGCCCGCUCCGUGAUGGUGACCCACAUUUCUUGGAAGCCAAGAACUUAGUAGCAGUACUGGUCAUGCUGAAGAAGAGGCUGACCGCAAGGAAGUUCCUGUUGAGAAGACCUGUCUCAACAGCUGCGGACGCCCUGCCGCAGAAGGAUAUGACAGCUGCUGCAGGUGAGUCCCGAGUUUUAGCCGAUGACAAGACCACAGAGGUCUGGUGGGUGGAUUUGGGAAGCUGGGUUCGGAUCGACAAUGAGACUCAGGAGCGCAUCGAAGCAGCACGACGUGAGGGUCGAACGGAGGUGGAGUUUCAUGCGCGAGGCCACCCUUACCUCAUCGACUUGGUGGGCAUGGCGCAGAUCAAUCUGAACACGGGGAUGCAACGGGAUAUCAAAAGCACUGAGUCUGAGGAAGAUGAACCCCACGAAGAAGAUGAAGAAGAGGAUGAGGAGAGUGACAAUGAGAUCACACCACCAUGGCUGCAGCCGAGAAGCUCUCGGGAAGUGGCGGCUGCGCCAACCAGAAGUCCCCGCCUCGUUGCCUUGGUGAACUUGUUGCUGAGCCCCGCUGUUCAGGUGCCACUGCCAGCAGAAGCCACGAAAGAGGAUGAGAAACUCAGCCAAGAGGAAGUGAAGAAGGUCUUCAAGGAGCAUGUGAAGGGUGUGGAGAAGUAUUUGUUCCGCGACAUGCCUGGACAAUACUCCCUGAAUUUCUUGGCCUCCGCCUAUCAGAAUGGCCUUCGCGCCUUCAAUGGAACCCCCAUGGACAAUCACCUCAAAUGGCUAAUGCGAUCAAUUGUGCAUUAUGGCCAUGAAAAGAAGCCAGGUGCAGCGCGGUACCUGAAAGAGGUAGCCGAAGCUUUCCUGGAUUGCCAAGCAGUUCAGGCCCGGGUGGUUGAACGAGUCGGCUUGGAACUGCUGGGAGUCAGCCAGAUGCUCAGGGACGGCCAACCUCCCAGUCAAGAUUUCAAAGGCCUCGUUCGAGCGAUGGUGGGUGACUAUAAGGUGAUGGCCAUCAAGAUGCUGGCGAUCGAUCAUCUCAGCCGUGGGGUGGUGAGUGACGAUGGUAACCCCACGCACUAUGAGAACCGCUUGACGGCCGAUUUGGGUAGUUUGGUGGGCCUCAACAAAGACGAUAUCCGACGAGCGGACUUGGAUGAACAUGCCCGCAACAGGUUCGGACGUUUGCAUGGUCCCAGUGCAGAGAAGGCCGUGCAACGUUUCAAGGAACUGUUUGACAUCGAAGCCCUUGCGAAGACCUUCUGCAACGAGGUGAAUAGUUUCAAUGAGAACAGCUCCAACGACUCCCUGCCGGGGCAGUUUAUGAAGUGGGCAGAUGAGAAGAUGACGCAGAAGCACUCCAUCUUCGAUGAAGAGACCUGUUGCACAGUGGACGUUCAGGAGCCACUGGCCAUUGCCUUACUGGAGGUGCUUUUUGCUGGAAAACCAAGCAACGAUUGCGGCGAAGAAUACCGAGGUGUACAGGUGCAAGUACCUUGGGCAGAAAAAAGAAAAACACAACAGAUAGACAUGUCUGAAAAUGGAGUUCAUGGGAUUUUAAUUUUAAUGAGAUUCUAA